UCAAUGAAAAAUAAUACAACUGCCAUUAUUAGGAAUUCUGUGUGUUAUGUCACCAUGUAGGUGUCUCUGUUAUGUUGUGGAUUAGUUUUAUUGACUCAUGUAAAGUAUCAUGCUUUUUCAUGUCCCCUUAUAUGGUUUGCUCAAUCAAAUAAAGAAUCUUUUCCUUUAUGGCCUCUUUAAGGUUGACAUGUGGGUUUCUUAUCUGAAUAGAGUGUCUAAAAGACGGAUUAUUUAUUUAAAUGAUUGUGAACAGUUUUGAAGGGUCAAUUCUAUGUGAAGGCACAUUAGCCUUGUUAAAACAUUAGAAAAAAACACUAAUUUGGCAAACGGAUGGUGGUUCUAGAACAGAUUUUUUGUUAGAGACAGUAAAGACGAGGAACUGGGUUUUCUAAUAUUCUGAAAUCUCUAAGAGCAAGUAUUUCCACAUCAACAUGCUCUAGUGAAUUGCCAUGUUAAUAGAGUAUUGUUAUUAGUUUUCGGUUAACCAAAAAAAAUAAGAAAGAAAGAAAGAAAGAAAAAGAACAGUAGAAGCUUGUUGUCUGCAUUAGUCAUCAAAUUAUUAGCCUUCAAAUCUUUCCAUGUUGACUAUUUUGUUGUUGAAGGCAUAAUUUGCCUUAGUUUCAAGUAAAAUGGACCAAUGCUGUUAUGAUUUUGCAUAUACACUUCUCAUAACUGUGAUCAAACAAAGCUGGUGAUUGUUAUUGAUUGAAAUAAUCAAAUCUAGGGUUUCAUCUUAUAUUAUCAUUGAUGCCAUAUUUGCAGCUCCUUAUAAAUUCUGUAGUUUAUUCUAAACUACUGAGAUUGAUUUGGUAAUCUACUUAAAUUGGUUACUGAGAGAGUAGAUUAACUACUUCUCUAAUUGCAUCAUUUGUGGAUCUUAUGGUCCUCUAUGCAUUUGAAUUUCUGUUUUUGUUUUUCUCACAUAGCUUAGUGCAACUAGUUACUAAUGAGGUAUUAAGAUUGGGGUUGAGUUUAGGUAAAUACCCCUCUCCUUGGAAAACAAAAAGAGAACCCCAAAUUGUUACCUGGGCUUGUUUCAUUUUGUCUCAAAUAAUGUUUUGUACAAUAUUUUAUACCCAACUAUCAGCAGUUGAUACUGAUUCUUUCAGGAGCAUCAUUUUUCUAUACUGCAACGUGAAACAGAAAAAUUACGAAGUGAUAUUGAGAAAAUGCGCAGUGAAUUAAGGUAUGAAAUAGACAAGGUCACUGCUGGACAACGAUUGGAUUUAAAUCUCGAGAAGGGGCGCAUACGAGAUGAACUAGCUAAUCAGAAUGCGGAAACCACUAACCUUACGAAUAAGCUUGAUCGGGAAAUCCAUGCAUUAAGAGCGCAAUUGGAAGCAGCAAAAUACGACGUUAUCAAAUACUGCAUAGGUACCCUUGUUUCGAUAUCUGCUGCAGGACUUGCUGUCGUCCGGAUUUUGAUGUAGAUGUUACAUUUCAGCCGCAAUGAUUGAUGAUACACGUAUAUUUCUUUUUCUCUGUCAAAAAAAAUCUUUAACUACCAUUCUUUUUCCUGAUUAUCAAAAAGGGAAAAAUAGAAUCUCCACAUUAUGACUGUAAGAUUGCAUUCUUUUGGGGCCUUAGAAUGGGUUCAAAUCAUGUACGUGGGAACACAAGUUCUCUUUUAUUUUUCAUCUGAUGCAAUUCUGAUUCACUUGGAAA
Molecule: messenger RNA, 1665 nt
Organism: Carica papaya (papaya)
Lineage: Eukaryota; Viridiplantae; Streptophyta; Magnoliopsida; Brassicales; Caricaceae
Source: RefSeq, a predicted model, not a curated record